Papaver somniferum (opium poppy) is the source of this 1420-nucleotide messenger RNA. RefSeq names its product floral homeotic protein PMADS 1-like. Lineage: Eukaryota; Viridiplantae; Streptophyta; Magnoliopsida; Ranunculales; Papaveraceae. The transcript is spliced from 7 exons. Gene Ontology annotation, cellular component: nucleus. The record is from RefSeq and is a predicted model, not a curated record. Bases 226 to 954 code for a protein of 242 amino acids. Gene Ontology annotation, biological process: positive regulation of transcription by RNA polymerase II. Gene Ontology annotation, molecular function: protein dimerization activity; DNA-binding transcription factor activity, RNA polymerase II-specific; RNA polymerase II cis-regulatory region sequence-specific DNA binding.
UUCAUUAAACCCUAGCUUUCCUUAUUUUAGCUUUCAUAAAAUUUUAAACCCUCAUCAGAAUAAAUCUAGUUUCAGCGAUAGCAGUAGUAGUCUUGUAUGGGAUCUUCUAUAUAGAUCUGUAGUUUGUAUAUGUUACUGUUGUGGUUUCAUUAGUUUAACAUAUUUUUGGUUUGCACCAGAUCUCUAGAAAGAGAGAAAAAACAGAAGGAAAGAGAUCUAGAAAAGAUGGGUAGAGGAAAGAUAGAGAUAAAGAGAAUAGAGAACCCAACAAACAGACAAGUAACUUACUCUAAGAGAAGAUCAGGGAUUUUUAAGAAAGCUAAAGAACUUACUAUUCUUUGCGAUGCUCAAGUUUGUCUCAUCAUGUUUUCUAAUACUGGCAAAGUUUGUGAAUACGUUAGUCCGUCUACUACUAUGAAGGAGUUUUUCGAUAGGUUUCGACGGGUUACUAAUAUUGAUCUAUGGGCUUCUCAAUAUGAGACUUUGCAAGAAGAGUUGAAAAAGCAGAAGCAGAUUAACAGUAGACUAAAGAAAGAGAUCAGACAGAGGACUGGACAAGAUGAUUUGAAUGAACUUACCUUUGAAGAACUGCGCAGUCUGGAGGCCAAUUUGCUGAGUUCUGUGGAGAUCGUCCGUCUCCGUAAGUUUCAUGUUCUUGGCUCCCACACUGAAACCUCCAAGAAAAGAAAUAAAGCCAUGGAGGAAACUCACAAGAAUCUCCUACGUGCAACUUAUGCUGAUAGAGAAGAGGAGUUCCUGUUCUAUGCAAUUCCUGCUGAUAGGGAAGGCGAUCACAAUGGUGACUAUCUAUCCUCGUCGUCAUCAAUGAGAAGGCUGUCAAUAAGUGGUGGUGAUUGUGAGAAUUCGCAAAUUACAUUUCAACUUCAACCGAGCCAGCCAAAUCUUCACCAUGCAGCAGGAGGAGGAUACUUGUACAAUCAACACUAUGCUUGAGUGUUCAGUAGUGCUAGUUGAUUGAAUUGGAGGUAAAUAUACCUCGAUCUCUAUCGGACUUAUUAUUAAAUUUAGGGUUGGUAUCAUAAAUCGAACCAAUACUACCAUCUAAAGUGGAGAUACUGCCUAUUGUAUGAGUGUACGUUUUAGCCAAUGACUCCAAAAUCGGUAUUUAGUAUCCAUAAAAGAGUAUUUCAUUUGGUAAUGUAUCAUAUUGUAUGUAUUUGUGCUUCAUCUCUUAUUGGUAUUCAGAAUGCUCAAACCACUAGUGUAUUCUGGUGAUAUUAAUAGCUAGAAGGAACUUUUGGCGUAGGGUUUUCUUCUGGUUGUCGCAUAGUUGGGUGUGUGGUAGUUACUAUCAGAGCGACGUGACAAAAAGGUUUUAAGUGUUGUUUUAAGUUUUGUAACCAGCCAUGCUGCUUUUGCAUUCUUAUACUCAAAGUAGUUAUUUCUGGUUCAGCUUUAA